AUGGAAAAUUGUGCUACCACGAACUACGCUGGUCUGGGUUAUGGGGCCUCACGAUACGUUCGGAAACCAGAAUUUAUUCAAGCUCAAAGAAAUAUUUUAUCUAGCCUAGCUUCAUUAAAGAAAAAGAAAGAUAAAAAUGAAUUUAAGAAAGAAUGCUUACAAUUGAAUGAUUAUCUAAUUAAGUUAAAGGAUAAACCUCCAGAAUAUACGAAUCCUAAUCAGUGGGUCCCAGUACUUAGGAAUUAUUUUAAGAGUAAAUUUGAUGAGCUUACUGAACAUGGUGGUUGUCCCAUGAUUUUCGAGCAGAAUGAAAGAGAUCUUUUAGAAUUAAAAUAUGAUGCACUAGAUUUCUGUGAAACAAUUAAAGUAUAUGAACAAAAACUAAGUGCCUUCAAGGAAGGAGGUAAUAGAACAUAUAAUUGUAAUAGUAAUGCUGAUUGUUUAAAGCAUUGUACGGAAUAUAAGGAUUGGCUUACAAGUAAGAAGGGUCAUUUCCAGAAUACCAGAAAUCUCAUUAGUAAAAGUUGCAUAUUUAAACGUUCAUCAUCGCAUUUUCCAACAAAUCAAUGCAACAUACUGAAUACUAUAAUGUUAAAUAAAGUUCCUGAAUGCCUAUAUAUUAAACCAGAGACAACUAGUCAACCUACUUAUAAAGAAAACAAAUUGAACGAAGUAGAAGUAGAUCAAAAUAAAUCUGAAGAUGCGCGUAUAUCUCAAGAUCAAAGACUACAACAAAUGGAACAUCCAUCUGACGGCCCACCUCAUAGGCCAGCUGAAAGGCAACCGGAUAGUUCACAUGAAAGUUCAUCUUCAGAUCCAUCUCAACUUCUAACAAAACGUGAAGACAAGUCGAUGGCAAAUUCAGCUAAUUUAGGUGCAGAUACGCAACAUACAGAUCCUGACAUAACCCCAGCAUAUACACAUUUGGAAUCUGCAAAGGAAACAAUACAGACUUCUACAUUUCAACCUCCAUUUACUCAAGAAUUACAAAGAGAUAGUGAUUUAAAAGCUAUUCCUACUUCCUAUGGAGCAUUAAUUUCUGAAAUCCAUCCUUCUGCACCUGUAGAUCAUAAAAUUCAAGGUAAUAUUAAUUCUACUUUCUUUUCGAUUUUUUAUGCUUUAGUGGGGAAGAUCAAAAAAAAAAAAUAUGUAAGAAGAAGACAAGUUAAAUUUCUCAGAAUACUGCUACCUUCACAUUCUGUCAAAAAAGACAUAUUUUUAUCAGAUAAUCAUUUGGAUCAGCCAAUAUUUGAUGAUGAAGAAAUCAUAAAAAAAUUAAAAAUACAUGAACAUAACACUAUGAAAAAUACAAAUUUGUCCAAGAGAAAAAAGGACAGAUCCAAAACUAUUAUAGAAGUACAUAUGGAAGUACUCGAAGAAUUCCGAAAUGUAGAAUGGGAAUUAAACAAAGGAGAAUUUUUAGAAUUAUGUAUAGAAGUAUUCGCAAAUGAGGAAUAUAGAUCCUAUCCUAAUUUAAUAAAUUAUGAUCAAAUGGAAAAUAUUAAAUAUAGCACUGAUAUUGAGGAAAAAAAAAUUCUGUGGAAUAAAUGGAUAGAAAGACACAGAAAUCAUUCUGAAAAAUUGAAAAAAGAAGAUUGGUUUAAUAAUUUGAAAAAUGAAUGGAAAAAAGAAAAAUCUAAGGUAAAAAAAAUGGAAGAAUUAAAAAAUAAAUCUUCAAACGAAAAUCAAAAAGUUUCAUUUUUAGAAAAAGAAAAAGAUAUAUGGAGACAGUGGAUAUCAAGCAAGGUUAAAACUAUAGAACAGUACCUGGAACAGGACUGGUUUAAGGAAUUUACAGAUGAAUUUAAUAAUAUACCAGAUGAAUAUAAAAAUGAAGAAACUAAAAAUAGUGUAUCACUAAUAAAUAUAGAAGAACUGGAACACAACAAAAACUGCGAAGAAUUAUAUAAAUAUGUUAAAAAAAAAUUACUAGAAAAACUAUGUAUACUUGUAUUUAUGAUGAUAUUAGAGGAAUGCAUAAAAGAGGAGCGUAUAGAAAAUAAAGAGUCAUAUUUUGAUAAUUCCAUAAAUGAAUGUAAGUUAGAAGAAAAUUCAGAUAGAAAUAAACAAAUAAUAGAGCAUAUAAUAGAAACUAACUGCAAUAUUUUGGAAAGUAGAAGAAAUAAGAAAAUUCAUGAUAACAAACGUCAAGAAUGUUUUAGUGAGAACGUAGAAGACUGGAUAAAAGAAGAUGACUCGUUUUCAAAUUCUACUCUAAACAAAAAUGUUCUUGACAAAUCAAAUGAUAUUAGAGAAAAAUACUUUUUAUAA
Molecule: messenger RNA, 2271 nt
Organism: Plasmodium malariae
Lineage: Eukaryota; Apicomplexa; Aconoidasida; Haemosporida; Plasmodiidae
Product: STP1 protein
Exons: 3
Coding region: 1-2271 (756 amino acids)
Source: RefSeq, a predicted model, not a curated record